AUGGAGGACACAUGCCUGAAGUUUGCGCCAGAAGUUCGUGAGCCUGACAGUCUAAUCUGGACCUACUGGCUCAACCCAGAUUGUACGCUGUUUGUUCUCGACGAGGACUUCGUCGACGUCUUCGCACUCACCCCAUGUCUGGGCACUGCCACUUUUCUCAAAAUCAAAAAGGUUGCUUUACUAUGGCGCCACGAGGACGUUCUCAUUAGUACACGCGCAAGGCUGCAAGAGCAUUGCCCUGCACUGGACUCGAUAUUCACACAGCGAAUACGAGGGGGCAGAAGAAGACGACCAGCUGACACGAAUCUCAAAUCGAUGAUGUCCUGCAGCUUCAAGAUCAUGACUGCCGACGAUGCUGUAGUGCUCGAACCCCUUCCAAGGCAACCCAAUCUAAUCGAGAGGUGCAUUAUCACAAUGUUCCCCGACAAACCUGUGCGCGUGCACUUCAUCCGCUCAGAGUGGGCGGUUGUAGCAGAAGUGCUAAACGACCCAGCUUCGGAUGCGAUCAGGUUGUUCAAAAUCGACUUUGCGCUUUGGGGAGUCGACCAUACCGAUGGCAAGAGGAUCAAUCUGUGA
This is a messenger RNA of Zasmidium cellare ATCC 36951, 576 nucleotides long. RefSeq lists its product as uncharacterized. NCBI's taxonomy places the organism in Eukaryota, Fungi, Ascomycota, Dothideomycetes, Mycosphaerellales, Mycosphaerellaceae. Bases 1 to 576 code for a protein of 191 amino acids. The record is from RefSeq and is a predicted model, not a curated record. The transcript has a single exon.